Molecule: messenger RNA, 324 nt
Organism: Trichomonas vaginalis G3
Lineage: Eukaryota; Parabasalia; Trichomonadida; Trichomonadidae
Exons: 1
Source: RefSeq, a predicted model, not a curated record
AUAGAUAUUUUUAUCCGAAGGAAAGACAUGCAGAACGAACAGCUAAACGAAUUUACUCCAGCAGAGCAUAUUCAUCAGAUUCGCUCAUAUUUCGAUAUCAUAGACAAUGCAGUUCAAAUUGGUGACACUAAUAGAAAAUAUUCUGACGCAAAGAUUCCAUCACAACCUGGAACUGCUAAAGAUAACACAUGGGUAACAUUCAAUCUCUCACCUCCUGGUGAAAAUAUGUUGGACCUUUACAAUACAUUCAUUACGUAUAAAAUGGAAGGUCAAUUUAUUGCAGAUAAAGAAAUUGGUUCAGGUUCCAAUAAAACAAACCCACCA